This is a messenger RNA of Lymnaea stagnalis (great pond snail), 936 nucleotides long. Lineage: Eukaryota; Metazoa; Mollusca; Gastropoda; Lymnaeidae. The record is from the annotation of a GenBank genome assembly.
UUACAGCCUUUUUUGACAGGUUUAUCGCGUCCGGUUUUGAUUCGUUCGGCAAACGACGGAACGGGACGGCUUUUUAUUUUACAGCAGGGCGGAUUGAUCCGCGUUCUGCAGCCGGGAGCGACCGCUCCGACGGAUUUUAUCAAUCUGAGUUCCAAGAUCACGGUGCCGGUUUCGGUCGGCGAUGAGCGCGGACUGCUCGGUUUGACGUUUCAUCCGCAGUUUGCGACGAACGGAUAUUUUUUCGUUAAUUACACCCGCGUCGCUGACGGCGCAACCGUCAUUGCGCGUUACACCGCUUCAAACAAUAAUACGACGGCUGAUAUUGCGACGGAAAGAGUGAUUUUGACGAUUGCCCAGCCGUUUUCAAAUCAUAACGGCGGAAUGAUCGAUUUCGGUCCCGACGGGCAUCUUUAUAUCGGAAUGGGCGACGGCGGUUCGGCAAACGAUCCGGGCGCGCGCGCACAGAAUAUCGACAAUCUGCUCGGCAAAUUUUUGAGAAUUACGCCGAGUCUGGAUGCAAAUCCGCCGACACCCGCUUACACGGUUCCGGCGGAUAAUCCUUAUGUCGGCGUUGCCGGAGCGGAUGAAGUUUACGCCAUCGGUAUCAGAAAUCCGUGGCGUUGGUCGUUCGACCGCGGCGGCACGAAUCAGCUUUGGGCGGGCGAUGUCGGACAAAACAACAUCGAAGAGUUCGACAUCAUCACCAAGGGAAGCAAUUACGGUUGGCGCGUUUACGAAGGAAAUACCUGCACCAAUCUCGAUCCGGCUCUUUGCGUGGGCGGAGGUUCUCCGAUCACGCAAACGCCGCCUGUAUUUACAUACACACACGCGGGCGGACGCUGUUCGAUCACGGGCGGUUACGUCUAUCACGGAACGCAGGGCGCAUUGCCGAACGGCGCAUAUACUUACGCCGAUUAUUGUUCGGGCGAAAUCUGG